Molecule: messenger RNA, 4714 nt
Organism: Ictalurus punctatus (channel catfish)
Lineage: Eukaryota; Metazoa; Chordata; Actinopteri; Siluriformes; Ictaluridae
Gene: marchf2
Product: membrane-associated ring finger (C3HC4) 2
Exons: 5
Coding region: 272-1012 (246 amino acids)
Biological process (GO): protein ubiquitination
Molecular function (GO): zinc ion binding; ubiquitin-protein transferase activity
Source: RefSeq, a predicted model, not a curated record
GUUCGCUCUGCACAACAAAGGGCAAACUGCCUGCGUGUCAACACAGAAUUCACGGUGAAACUUUUCCACGGGCAUUCUCUGGUUUGUUUGUUUUGCAGAAAAGCUGAAAAGACUUACGCAGCCCACCCAGGGACGCCAAGUUGUCGUGGAAAUUAGACAACACUCGCAGACUCGUCCUCUGAAGCUCUAGGACCUGUGCUGCCUGAGUUAAGGGAGCAGAGGUCACUCCCCCUGUCUCCCCUGGUCCCCUGUCCCCCUGGACGGAUUAGACAUGACCACAGGGGAGUGUUGCCACCUGCCAGGCUCGCUGUGCGACUGCACCGGCAACGCUGCCCUGUCCAAAACCGUGGAGGAGUCGGACAACCGCAGGGCACAGUACGUCACGCAGGUCACAGCUAAAGACGGACGCCUUCUCUCCACCGUCAUCAAAGCCCUGGGCACACAGAGUGAUGGUCCGAUUUGCCGGAUCUGCCAUGAAGGGGGCAACAGUGAAGGGCUCCUUUCGCCAUGUGACUGCACAGGCACUCUGGGCACGGUGCAUAAGAGCUGCCUGGAGAAGUGGUUGUCCUCCUCCAACACCAGCUACUGCGAGCUAUGUCACACAGAGUUCACCAUCGAGCGCAGGCCGAGGCCCCUCACAGAGUGGCUUAGGGACCCCGGGCCGAGAAAUGAGAAGCGCACGCUAUUCUGCGACAUGGUGUGCUUCCUGUUCAUUACGCCUCUGGCAGCCAUAUCGGGCUGGCUGUGCCUGCGAGGGGCUCAAGACCACCUGCACUUCAACAGUCGCCUGGAGGCAGUGGGCCUCAUCGCUCUUACCAUCGCUCUCUUCACCAUCUACGUCCUCUGGACUCUGGUGUCAUUCCGCUACCACUGUCAGUUGUACUCCGAGUGGAGACGAACCAAUCAGAAAGUGCGCCUGCUCAUUCCUGAUGCCAAGGGUGCCCAAUCUACCCAGCAUUCCUUGCUCUCCACAAAGCUGCUGAAAAAGACGUCAGACGAGACCAUUGUAUGAGAGCUGCGGUGUUUUUGGGAGGGUGGGGGACACGACACAGUGUUGGUAUUAAACGUGCUAAAGGUUCUUGAUGUGUCAUGUCAUCAAUUAGAGCCGCAGCACUUUUGAAUGCAUUCUUUUUCUAUUUAAUCCUUUUUAUCGAAGUAUAUGAGCACUUCUUUUAUUUUCUUUCCUCAACUAUAUCUCUUUUUUUUGUUGUGUGUAUUUUUUUUUUUUUUUUUUUUUUUUAAGUUUCUGUGUGUUGUUUGUGGUUUAGAAAUGAUUUAAUUUAUUUGUCUACACAGCAAUCAUUGGAGGCCCCAUACCACACAGCGUACUGUAUGUUUAAAACAUUAGGGACUCUAUGAGCAGAGGUAGUUGGGUUAGGGGACACAUCCAGGAAAGCAGCUGUUGAAGCUUCAAAUGAAACACAUAUCUAGAUUUUUUUUUAAUUUUUUUUUUUAUAAAGUUUCUUUCAAAAUUAUUUACGUCUUGAUUGGACAGAAAAUUGGCCAUUGCCAAUUUUUGAGUACUUUAGCCCAUGUGACAGUUGGUAUAUAUUAUAGAAGCUCAAACUUUUGCAGCUUCCUGUAUGUUAGCCCAUGUGGUGAUUUUAAAGUGUUAUAGGAUGACAGGGCCUUCUCGUGAGGCCUGCUAACAGAAUAGGCUAUAACUGAGUGAGCUGCAAGCACCCGAUCUCUUAUACAUGGUCCUAUAGAGGGGAGAACACUGAAAUAGGAGUGUACAAUAAAUUCCUUCUUUUUAUUUUUAAGGCACAUUGUAUGCCCUCUACUGUGCUCAGUUUUUCCUGCAUGCAUUAAAAAAAAAAAAACAAAAAAAAAACUCCCCCUCAUGAUAUUAGUGACUGUUAAAGUUGCUAUUUCAGAUUUCGUCUGUGGGUCAGCAUAGGCUACAUUCAGCACCUGUUAAAAGCGAGCGUCAUGCAGAAAGCGGCAUACGGUGGUCCUACAGUAGUAGCACUAAAAUGACACAAGUAGCCUAGAUGUGUGCUGAUCACACAAUGUAGUUGUGUGUAUGCCUCCAGGAUUCAUGGGAAGCAUUAUGUUUUUCUUGAGGUCAUUAUUGUGACAGACGUUACUUAAUUUUAAAUGUUACAGCUACACAUGGCUGUGUGAAAGGGCAGAACGUGUUUGUGAGUAUGUGUGUGUACACUAUUUUUUUGUAUCUGUAUUUUUGUUUUUGUAGCAGUUUUACAUUGUUGAAUAUGCAGUUAUUUGGGGAACUUUGUCUGACAACAGGGGAACAACUGUGUAAUUAUCUAUUUACACCACUUGAGUACAGCCAAGAUUAUCGCCCUGCAUGUUAUAUGUUACAAGAAUGGUGUGCAAAAUGUCAUCACCUUAAAGGGAAACCUGUGUCGUGAUGCUAGGCCCUCCUCCUAAUGGCUUUAUGGACCCCUUGACCAAAGUAUGGCCUUUAUGCAGUUCUCGAGGGACCAUCUGCUUCUGUUACCUGGCUCUGUUCACAUUGGAAACAUUACAAACAUCUCUGUAAUGUCCAAGGAAAUACAAUAUCAUCUGGACAGGCUUUGUACAUUUGUAGAUAUACUUCAUGUCUGUGGAAAGCACUCAAAGCAACAGUUACUGUCAGUUCAGGUGUGUGUGUGUGUGUCUGUGUGAGUGAAUGUGUCCGUGGUUGGCAGUCGGACUGUGUGCGUGAUUCUGACCUUCCAUAGUGCCACAUUUGAAACAAAAAGGUGCUUGGAUCUGUAUAUAGAGUAAAAAAAAAAAAGAAGGUUAAAGAUAAAUCCCUCAGCGUGCUGUUCGCACAGGUCAUCUUGUCGUUCUUAAUGGGGUAAAAGUCACCAGAGAGAUUUCUUGCAAAUUAUUGUUACUUUUCGUGUCUCAACACACAACACUCUAAAUGAAUACUCUUUAGGACAAUGUUAAGUUUUGGAAAGCGUUGUGCAAUAGAUUAAUACUAAAAGCAUUCGGCAUUAAUUGUCUUUUUUUUAACGUGAUGUUUUUGAGAAGGAAACAAAUGUAAAAAUAUCUCUCUGCAACAUUAUUUAGCAUACCUGUUGUGUGUCACAGGACUGAGUGGCUUUGGGUCGAGUUAACUUUUUCUCAAGUAAUCAUGGAUGCCCAACCAAGAGAAGCCAUGAAAAUGGUCACAAAUCAGCAGCUAAGCGCAAAUUCACUACUUAACUGCUGCUCUUAGUAACACCUUCUCUCAUUGGUGUGCUUCCAUCUGGCAUGUCUGCCUUUUUUAUUUUCCUGAUCAUUUUCUCUUUAUUUUGCAAUGUGAGAUCAUUUGAAAAAAAAAAAAGCUUGAGUGCAAUGUCAGCAAAAUUACAAUGCACUUCUUGCCUAUAACCUUAUCAGUACAUGUAAGAUAAUUAUUCUGUAGACAUAUGAAGGAUUUCAGGACUACAUUCAGACAGGAAGAGGAGGACAGUGUUGGUGGUGUUUUAUUUUUUCCUUUAUAUAUCCAUGAGUUUCCUCCACUAUGCAACCUGCAGAAUUAAGCAGCCAAAAGGCUAUUGUGUUAUUCUGGUGUUAAUAUGGCUGACCCAAUUCAUUCCUUUCACUCAACAAAAAAAAUGCACGCUUAUUUGUUUUAUUCUUUUUAGUCAUGUUGCACUUUUACAAAUUUAUGAUUGGAAAUGGGUUAGCUUGGCCUUUUCCACUUGACACAUUUCAGAGAGGUUAAACUCCCUCACUGAUCGAGAACUGGUCCACUUUUUGUUCAACACAAAAAAAGUAAUCAGUCUCUUUCUUUUCUCUAAGAUAAACCUAAGCAAAUUUAAAACUUGUACACAAUUUGUUUUAUUUUACUUGUCAUCAUUGUGUUUUAAUGUAUUCAGACUGUAUGUAUCAUUUGCAUUGUAUGUCUUCUUUUAUUCCUUGAGCACCAUAUUUUUAUCACUCUACACCAUUUUUGGGAUACUAUUAUAUUUAUGUAGUGAAGUGGAUAAAGGCUGGUGUGUCUGUAUUGUCCUCACUAAAAUUUGUUGGUGCUUGCAAUCAGCCAAGAAAAGUGUGCAAAGCAAAUUAAACAUGAUGCUCUGGAUAUCGUGUUAUCUGGCAUGUUAUGAGUAUUUACACCCUCUCCUUCCAUCACAAUACCUUUUGACUUAGGUCUAAACUAAAAAAAAAAAAUCUAAACAUUUUUGAGUUGAGUGCAAAAGUUGUCAUAUUUUAUAGAGGUUCGUGAAUUGUAUAGUUAGAUUUUUGUUCUCGCCCUCACCCAGAAACCACAGGGGAUCUCCCAGAACAACUCUGAUAAGCCAAUAGGAAGUACAACUGUUCUGCCCUGAUAACUUUCUGUGCAUUUUUACCAUCCAAAGUAACAUGUGAAUGAGGCUAUUGUAUACUUUUACUGGAAAAUUUGCAUAAAUGUAAGUGUGCUCAACAUAAUGAUCAAUUCCUAUCUCUUAACCCUUGUGUUCUGUUCACCACUUAGCAUAUUUACUUUGAGCAGCUGAGUCAGGAAAUAAUGUUUUAAACAACCACUAUUGAAUACAUCGAUAAUGGAUAUAAAAAGUAUACACACCUUUGUUGAAAUGGCAGGUUUUUGUGUUUCUGUAAAGUUACAAUAACCUGGUUGCAUAAAUGUGCACACCCUUUUAUAAUUGGGGGUGUGGCUGUGUUCAGAAUGAGCCAAUCACAUUCAAGCUCAUGUUCAAAAGUAAUUAUAAUACAACUGUGAUCAAUGAAAUUAUUCUGUUUAAUUCCAAAUAAAGACCAGUUUUUUUCUGUA